UGAUCGGGCUCACACGCUCCUCAGCAGAGCAACAGAGAGAAACACUGAGCCGCUGCGGACGCGCUGGAGCUGGAGAUCACCUCACUUUACAUGAUCGCAGCUGCAGAUCGUCUGGGAUCUAAAGAUGUGGACCGGGUUCGGGAAGCUUGUGUUGCUACAUUUGUUACUCCUGGAGCUCAGCAGCCGCGUUCAAGGAACUCAUACAGAGUCAGAGUGUGAAAUAGGGCAAUUCCAAUGCAAGAACGGAGUGUGCAUCCCAAGCCUUUGGAGAUGUGAUGAUGACAAUGACUGUACUGACAGCAGUGAUGAGGAAAACUGCCCAAAGAAGACAUGUGCAACCACAGACUUUGCCUGUAAGAAUGGACAGUGCCUGCCUGCAAGGUGGCGGUGCGAUGGAGAAUCAGAGUGUGCAGACGGAUCAGAUGAGGCCGAUGAAAUCUGCAGCCGACAGACUUGUCCACCAGAUAAGUUUGAUUGUGGAGGAGUUGCCAGCAAAUGUGUUUCGUUAUCAUGGCGAUGUGACGGAGAGAGGGACUGUGAAAACGGGGCAGAUGAGGAGGAGUGUGCUGCAGAUGAAAAGGCCUGCCCCUCCAAAGAUUUCAAGUGCCGUAACGGAAAGUGCGUGGCCCCCAUUUUUGUCUGUGAUGGUGAUGAUGAUUGUGGGGAUGCCAGUGAUGAGGAGAAGUGCUCAACUCCCAGCUGCGGUCAACACGAGUUUCGUUGUAAUGACUCUGAAUGCAUCCCUGCCCUGUGGAGCUGUGACGGGGAUCCAGACUGUAAAGACAAAUCGGACGAAUCCAUGGAGCGCUGCAGCCGCAGGACGGAGCCUCAGAAACCUCGAUGUCCAGUUGGGGAGUUUCAGUGCGGCAGUGGAGAGUGUGUACACAUGCAUUGGAUGUGUGACGGAGAUGCAGACUGCAAAGAUAAAUCAGAUGAAGCAAACUGUCCCCUCCUAACAUGUCGACCUGAUGAGUUCCAGUGUGGUGACGGCUCCUGCAUUCAUGGCACCAAACAAUGCAAUAAAGUCCAUGAUUGCCCAGACUACAGCGACGAGGCUGGCUGUGUAAACGUUACAAGGUGUGACGGGCCAAAAAAGUUCCGCUGUAAGAAUGGGGAAUGCAUUGACAGCAGCAAGGUCUGCGAUAACGUAAAGGACUGCAAAGACUGGUCGGAUGAACCAGUGAAGGAGUGUGGCCUCAAUGAGUGUGCUGACAACAAUGGCGGCUGCUCCCACAUCUGCAGGGACCGAAGAAUUGGUUAUGACUGUGACUGCCCCUCUGGAUACAAACUCCUGGACAAAAAGACUUGUGGAGACAUAGAUGAGUGUGAGAACCCAGAUGCCUGCAGUCAGAUCUGCAUUAACUACAAAGGAGAUUAUAAAUGUGAGUGCUAUGAAGGCUAUGAGAUGGACCCUGCGUCAAAGACUUGCAAAGCUGUGGGAAAGAGUCCCUACCUGAUGUUUACAAAUCGCCAUGAAAUCCGUCGCAUCGACCUGCUGAAGAGUGAAUAUACACAGGUCGUUCCCACCCUGAAGAAUGCUGUGGCCCUGGAUGUUGAUGUGUCAACUAACAAGAUGUUCUGGUGUGAUCUGUUUCACCGCAAAAUAUACAGUGCAUACAUCAACAAGGCCAGUGACUCCUCACAGCAGGUAACGUUGGUGGACUCUCUCCACUCUCCAGAGGGCCUGGCUGUGGAUUGGGUCCACAAAAACAUCUAUUGGACAGACUCGGGCAACAAGACCAUCUCUGUUGCAACGGGAGAUGGCAGGAAGAGGAAAGUGCUUAUAGCCACUGAGCUCAGUGAGCCAAGGGCCAUAGUAGUGGAUCCACACCAUGGUUUUAUGUACUGGUCAGACUGGGGAGAUCAAGCCAAAAUAGAGAAGGCUGGAAUGAAUGGAGUUGAUCGACAAAUUCUGGUGUCUGACCACAUUGAGUGGCCCAAUGGAAUCACUCUAGAUUUGUCCAACAGACGUCUCUACUGGGUGGACUCCAAGCUACACCUACUGUCAAGUGUGGAUCUGAAUGGAGACAACCGCAAAGUGCUGCUGUCCUCCCAUCACCACCUUGGGCACCCAUUCGCCCUCACUGUGUUUGAGGAUCGAAUAUACUGGACAGACUUAGAGGAUGAAGCCAUUUACAGCGCCAACCGGCUGACGGGACACGAUGUGGCAAAGGUAGCAGAGGAUCUUAACAAUCCGCUGGACCUUGUUGUCUUCCAUGAGCAGAGGCAGCCCAAAGCCCCUGACACCUGCAAUAUGGGAACUUUACCAAACGGGGGCUGUGAGUAUCUCUGUCUAAAGGCUCCUCAGAUCACAGACCACUCUCCAAAGUACACCUGCGCCUGUCCCGAUGGUAUGGAGCUCGGUCCAGACAUGAGACGCUGUGUUGUAGUUCGAAUCAGGACAACCACCACUGCUGCCCCAACCACCACAACAACUACAACAACAACCACCACAACAACCACUACCACCCCAGCUACCAGCACCACCACCACAACUCCCACAACCAUUGAAACUUCCACCUCUGCUGCCCCCCCACCAAGGUCCACAGUCAGGCAUUACAUGACAGCAACAACUUCUCAGACCCCCAGUAACAGCAGGAGUACAGAGCCAUCUGUGACACAAGCUGCCACAAGCACAGAAACAACCAGUUUGAGCAGCAACAUUCAGACGUCCCCACACACACCCUUACUAGGACCAGUGGCCCCAGACAGCAUUCAAAGAGAGACCAAUGCUAACCUUUCCCACAGAGCUGCAAGUGAUCACUACCUCAUAGGGAACAACAUCACAGUUGCUGUUUUGGGAAUAGUCAUUCCGAUUGUCCCUAUCCUUGCCACAGUGGUCAUCGGAUUGAUCUGCACCGGCGGCUACCUGAUAUGGCGCAACUGGCGACGCAAAAACACCAAGAGCAUGAACUUCGACAACCCCGUGUACCGCAAAACAACAGAGGACGAUGACGACGAGAUCCACAUUGGGCGGCACAGCGAUUCCAUUGGCCACGUCUACCCGCCACGUGUGGCACUCAGUGUGGAGGACGAUGGCUAUCCCUAAUGAGGGGGGAUGCAGCCUGCUUACCAACACACACCCCCCUCAGUGCCCUCCUGUUCCUUCUCUGAGCACAGCCUCCGCACCACUACAAUGAGGCCAGUACAACGCAGAGGAGAAUGAAAUGGAAGCACCAUUUUGCCUCCUCCUUUACAAGUAGCAGGGAUGACCUAUGCAUUUCUUCUCCUCCCUACUUGCUAUCACUAGCUAACACUACAUCCAUUAGUGUCAGCUUAGUUGCCUCUGCUUCACUCCUCUUUUCCCUCUUCUGAUGCUUCCUAACAGUAGUGGUGUAAAGAAAUGCUGCUAGAUGAUAUUUUUUCCCACUAACCUGACUUGAAAAUUGUACAGUAAGAAGGCUAAUUUUGGCCACUACAGAAGUAUAUGGGGAGCGCUCAUGUUUUGAUUGUUUUCAUUUAUUUAUACCUUUUAAAUAUGUAACCAGCAUCUGUCGUUGCGUAGUCGUAAAUGCAAUUUGAUUGAUCAAGUUUAAAGAUGUAAAAGGCAAGGAUGUUGCAUUUGCUCUGGUUGGCUUAACAUUAGCAAUAGCAUAGCUUAUUUGUUUGAAGGGAGGAUGCCAUCUAUUAUUUGCUACUGACAUUUGGUAAUGCUAAAUAUAGUCAAGUGGAUAGUAAAGAGAAAAAAAGGUUGGAGCUGCUCAGAUAUUUGGCAGUGACUUUUAGGUGAAAGAGUGGCAAGGUUAAUUUAUUUCAUUAUUAUUUGUCAAGGAAUGACCUGAUUGGUGCUUGCAGACUGUUGUACUUCAAGAUAAAAAGCAGGAGGACAGAAAAGGCAAUGAAUUGUGGGUAACCCAUCUCUUUGUAUGGGAGGUAUGCACAGAGUCAAUAACGAGCUUGGUCAGUUUGAUUAAAAGUGAUAGGUUAGGGUUUACGAAUCUCUUGGUUCAUUGUUUUUUUUUUAUGUGUUGGCAAAUUUUUCCACCUCCUGUGACUGUUUUAGAUAUACGUAUGGAGCUGCUACUCUAAAGGAUUUAUGCACGAGACAUUAUUUAUAUUUUAGGAUUUUAAAAGACUGUAAUUAUUUUCUAUAUUUUGAUUUCAGAGUGCCAUAACUGUAGGAGCAUUAUAAUUUGAUCUGUUUUAAGGUUAGUAUUUCUUUGUCUUUUGGUAUUUGUCUUCCAAUCAGCUCCCAAUCGAUUGCUUUUUUUUACCUUUAUUUAACUUGGUUCAAACAAUGCAAUAUACCAGUUAAAGCUUGGCUAUAUUGAGCCUCUCCCUGUGACCAGACGACCCUGGUUUCCUCGGUGUAGCUGCCGCACCUUCAUGUCGAUGCAGGUAGAUGAGAUGAUGCAGAAAAAAAAAAUCCCAAAUAUAAACAGCAUCACUCACUGCUCUCAUUUGAAUGUUCACUAUGGUUCUGUGAGCAGAUCAGUAAAAUAUCAGGCUCUGCUGAUUCUGGCACACUGAUUUGAUUUUAGAGAUGAGUGGAGAAGGAAUGUAAGAGCCAUCGUAAAGAGGUUAUCUUCCAUUUGCCUGCCUCAGAUGCACUUCCAGCCCAUUGAAUCAGACAGUUUAUGCCCCCUGAAAACAGUUGUAAUUGUUCAUUUUAUGUUCCAGUUGUAAAUAACCAUAGGAGAUUAUUAAAUGGCAAUUUGGCACUUACAAGAAUCAGCUUGUUUAUAUGGGACAUCAUUCAUUUUUUUUACUAUCUAACCAUUAAAGAUUUCUCUACCAUAUUUAUUGUUAAUACAAUCUAACCUUUUUUUGGUUUAGAUAUGUAGGACCAGAAUGUCUUUCCCUGUUAACCUGCAAAAAAAUUACACUCAGUCUUCCUUUGCUUACUUACAAUAUUUUGGACAUAGUUCGAUUUUUAGAUGUAAUGCAAACAGUUUAUAUUCAGGGAUUUAAAUAAUUUUGUUUCUCUUUUUUUGUAGAGCUGUUUGAGUUUUAAGUCACUGAUAAUCCCAGCUGAGGAUGACAUGGAAAAAAAAAACAACUUGGAGAUGCUUUCUUAAAAGCUUAAUAGGUGCUGUAGUUACCUGAAUUUCUAGCAGUGCUGCUUUGUGUUUUUCCAACACUAACGUCCUUAGAAUGGCUAUGCAUAUUCCUGUCCAGUUAUAGACAUGCUUCUGGUUGAAGUUCGAGCUGCUCUUUUUGAUAGAACUUUUUGAAUUUAUUUGAAUUGGUUGGCUUCCUCACGCAGACUUUACUUCCAUGCUUCCUUUACAUGUUUUCAACAUUAUUAGGGCUUUCAGACCCAUUUCAGGCAUCAAAGUUAGCAGGUUUUAUCCAUUUCAAAAUGAAUUUUGAUUGACAAACAAGAUUGAUUGACUAACAAGACCUAAGAAAGUGAAGCCUAAACUUAGCAUACAUUUAGACUGGGAGAGUUCAAAACAAGAAAGCAUCACCUGCUCAAAAACUAACAGACUUUCCUGUUGAAAGGGAGUUUUUCCUCUCCAUUGUCGCUACAUGCAUGCUUGUAUGGGCGAGGGAUUGCUGUUGACUCUAUGAUCUGGUGCAAUCAGCUGGUUUUCCUUAGAUAGAAAAAUUUUAACUAAUCUGACUGUAUGAUCUGACAUGAAAAUCUCUGUAAAGUCCCCUGAGAUGACAUCUGUUAUGAAUUGGUGCUAUGUAAGUGAAUGGAUUAAAUUGAAACAAGGUCUACAAAAACUUUACAAAAGCCAAAUACUUUCUGUUGUGCUGUGAUGCAAUAAAUAUUGGACCACAAUGUAAAGAAGUUUGAUCUAAUGAUAUUGUAACAACUACUAUAUCAACUAUAUGUAAUAUUGUACCAACUAUCAUGCAUGGUGGUGAUUUCAUGUUGCUGAGUCUAUUGCUAGUACUGGUGCAGAAUGGUCAAAACUUAAAUCUAGGUGUUCUAGUGUGGCAAUGAUCUCAAAUAAACAGAGAUAUACC
This is a messenger RNA of Cyprinodon variegatus (sheepshead minnow), 5919 nucleotides long. Its product is annotated as low-density lipoprotein receptor-related protein 8-like. Gene Ontology annotation, molecular function: protein binding; calcium ion binding. The record is from RefSeq and is a predicted model, not a curated record. Bases 125 to 3049 code for a protein of 974 amino acids. The transcript has 19 exons. Lineage: Eukaryota; Metazoa; Chordata; Actinopteri; Cyprinodontiformes; Cyprinodontidae.